Messenger RNA from Entelurus aequoreus (snake pipefish), 5058 nucleotides. It is a transcript of the gene pla2r1, whose product is annotated as phospholipase A2 receptor 1. NCBI's taxonomy places the organism in Eukaryota, Metazoa, Chordata, Actinopteri, Syngnathiformes, Syngnathidae. The transcript is spliced from 30 exons. Gene Ontology annotation, cellular component: plasma membrane; signaling receptor complex. The record is from RefSeq and is a predicted model, not a curated record. Bases 434 to 4822 code for a protein of 1462 amino acids. Gene Ontology annotation, molecular function: signaling receptor activity.
UUUCCAUUCUAAGCGCGUUUAAAGCUAACUAAGUCACUGCUAGCACGUAGUUAGCAUGUUGUUGUUGGAAUAAAGUUAGAAUGUUGUUGAUCUAAAGACGACAACAUCUUCCAGGCUGGAGAGUUCAUUGUUUCAGCAGACUAAGUACUGGAACUCGACGAAGUUUUGGUGAGAGGGAAACGAGGAGCCGAGUCGGGCUCGGAAUGUUCCGACAUUUGGAUCUCCUGGCAGAUGUUCUUGCAGUUGUUCUCCUGGCAGAUGUUCUUGCAGUUGUUCUCCUGGCAGAUGUUCUUGCAGUUGUUCUCCUGGCAGAUGUUCUUGCAGUUGUUCUCCUGGCAGAUGUUCUUGCAGUUGUUCUCCUGGCAGAUGUUCUUGCAGUUGUUCCGACAUUUGGAUGUGCUCGCCCAGCUUCUUGCAGUUGUUCUCCUAGCAGAUGUUCCUCGGCAUGAAGAACAUUUGUCUGAUCUUGUUGCUGCUGCCCAUCUGUCUGUGUGACGCCCAGGAGGACCAACAACUACUUCUGCACUUUUACAAGAAGGGUCUGUUCAUCCUGGAGAGCAUCCUGCUAAAGCGCUGCGUGUCCGUGGAAGGUUCUAGUCUGGUGCUGAGGGACUGCCAGCGGCCCACGCGCCGCAUGCUGUGGAAGUGGGUCUCGCACCAUCGCCUCUUCAACUCGGGCACCGGCACGUGCUUGGGCCUCAACAUAUCGGACGGCGUGCAACCUCUGGCCAUGUUGGAGUGUGACACCACCCAACCUGUGCUGUGGUGGCGCUGUCGAGGACACAUGCUGUACGGAGCUUCUCGCUGGAAGGUGGCUGUGACUGGGAACGCUGUGGUGGCCAAGAGGAACUCUUAUCAUGAGUGGAAACGGUACAACACACCGAGGGAGGGGCCUUGCUCCAACCCCUAUGAAGAGAUCCACACUUUGUUAGGAAAUGCACAUGGCAUGCCGUGCGCCUUGCCCUUUAAGUACAACAACAAAUGGUACUCUGAGUGCACGACUGAAGGCCGCGAGGAUCAUCUCCCAUGGUGCUCCACCACCACUCGAUAUGAUGAGGCGGAAAUGUGGGGUUUCUGUCCGGUGCAUGAUUACAGCUGUGAGCAUUUCUGGGAGUCCAACCAGGAGCUGCGUGCUUGCUACCAGUUCAACUUGUACACCAUCCUCACCUGGAGUCAGGCGCUGCUCACCUGCCAGGCUCAGGGGGGGAAUCUGCUGAGCAUCACCAGCUUGGCAGAGCACAGCUACAUCCGAGACCGCAUGGAUACUGUUGGAGCGAUGGUGUGGAUAGGGCUAAACCACCUGAAAGACGGGUGGGGGUGGCAGUGGUCCGAUGGCGCACCUCUAUCAUUGGUCAACUUCACCACAGCGCUGCCGGCCAGCCCCCUGCAGGACGACAGACAGUGCGGCUGGUACAAUUCCGGCUCCGAUGGACUCUGGCAGAGUCAUUCCUGCGAGUCGGCCUUGCCUUACAUCUGCAAGAAGACGCCCAAUGACACACGCAGACCUGAGCCACUUGAGAACUGGCAGUAUGUCCGUACAGCGUGCGACCAAGACUGGCUGCCUCAUGGCGGCUUCUGCUACCACCUUCUGUCCCAGGCGGAUGCAGGAAGCUGGGAGGAGUCUUCUCAGGCGUGCAUCUCUCACGGCGCCACCCUCACCAGCCUGCGCUCUCUGUCCGAGGUGGAGAUGCUGCUCCGCCUUCUGGCUAACGUUUCUGCGGACAGUUCGGGCGCGUGGAUCGGUCUUCGAAAACCGGCGUCAUCGGCGAGCGUGGAGUGGUCUGACGGCUCGCCGGUGUCUCUCACAAUGUGGCACCAGUAUCACCCUCCUCGCAGCCUGGCUGGUGCAACCCUGUGUGCCAAGGCAGACUCAAAGGAAGGUGCCUGGCUGUUGGUGUCAUGUGACGAGCGACUUCCUGCUGUGUGUAGAAAAGAAAGUUCAUCAGUUCAUCAACCUGGAACCUGGGAUGAAGGCUGCCCUGAGGGCUGGAAGCGUCACGGCCGCUCCUGCUACACCUUCACCAGCCACGAGCAGACCUACGAGGAGGCACGCGGAGGCUACUACUGCAACGCUCCCCUGCUCACCGUAGAGAACAGGUUCCAGCAGGCGUUCAUCGACAGUUUGCUGAGUGCUGGCGGGGCCAACAGCAGCAUGCACUACUGGAUGGGCCUGAGGGACGUGGACCAGCAGUACUCAUGGCUUCAUCACAACGGAUCCACCCUGCCGCUCACCUUCACCAACUGGAACAAACAUCAGCCAGUCAGCGCCAGCGGCUGCGUGGCGAUGUCCGCCGGGCGUGCUCUGGGCCGCUGGGAGGUCAAAGACUGCCAUUCCUUCAAGGCCUUCUCGCUCUGCCAGCUGAGCAUCAGCAGCGACCAGGAAGUGCAGCUGCCAGAAGCUCACCUGGACGCCUUCAGCACCUGUCCUCCAGGUUGGGAAUCGCAGGCCGGACUCCUCUACUGUUUUAAGGUGUUCCACGAUGAAAAAGUGCUGAUGAAACGCUCGUGGGUGGAGGCCGAUUUCUUUUGCCAGGCCCUGGGCAGCCAGCUGGUCACUUUCCAUGGCUAUGAGGAGCAGGUGUUUGUCCAGCAACUCCUCAGUCACAUGUUCCAAGGAACAGAGGCUCGCUGGUUUUGGGUGGGCCUGAACAAGAGAGACCCUGAACAUCCUGGAGAGUGGGAGUGGUCCGAUGGCUCACCUGUGCGGACGUCCUUCCUGGAGGACAUCAGUGAGGGGGAAGACUGUGCUGUGUUCAGUCACCUGAGCGACCGUGUCCUCCCACAGCGGUGUGACGGCCAACACGAGUGGGUGUGUCAGCUGCCCAGAGGGGGCCAACUGAAGACUCCCUACUGGUACACGGAGCAGGGCGAUCCCUGGGUCUUCUACCGCGGCGCCGAGUACCUGGUGGCCAAGCAGACUCUGGGCUGGCACGCCGUCUCCCUGGCCUGUCAGAUGAUGGGCGCCCACCUGCUGUCAGUGCACUCCCGGGAGGAGCUGCACUUUGUCAAGGAGCGCUUGAGGCGGCUCUCAGCGGGCCCCACUGACUGGUGGAUCGGACUUUCCAAAGACCAGCACGGAGAGGAGGUCAGGUGGAGCGACAAGACGGAGGUGGACUUGCACAACUGGGCAGAGGAGCGUGACGCCCACGGUGUUCAUACAGCUGACUUCUGUGUCACCAUGUCCUCAUCAACUGGGAAGUGGAGGAGCAACAAGUGCAGUGAGGACCAUGGCUACGUCUGCAAGAGGAGGACGGUCUCUGUGGUGGAGACGCCCAGGGAGCCCCGCUACAUUGGAGGGUGUCCUGAGAAAUGGCUCUACUUUGGACACAAGUGUCUCCUGCUCCACCUGCCUGACAGUCCAAAAGAGGGUAAAAGUUGGAAGGACGCCCAGUCCAUCUGCUCCUCCUUCCAAGGCUCCCUGGUGGCCAUCGAUGAUGAGAUUGAACAAGCCUACAUCACCAUGUUGCUGCAGGGAAGCUCAGUGGGCGUGUGGAUCGGUCUGUGGAACCAGGAUCCCGGGAAGUGGACCACCGGGAGACCUGUAGGCUACACCAACUGGUCUCCUGUGGAACCCAAGAGCGGCCUCAAUGACGAGGAUCUGCUCGCUGAUGAAGCCACCACGUGUACUGUCCUGUCCAACAACCACAACUUCCACCUGACGGGCAAGUGGUACGACGAGAGCUGCACCCAGGAUGUCUACGGCUUUGUUUGCCAAAAACCUCAAGAUCCAUCCAAAGCUCCCCCCCGCUCCUCUCGCCACCCUCUGCCUGACAACUUGGAGUACAGGAGUCGCGGCUACAAGGUGGUGUCUGGCAACAUGAGUUGGUACGACGCCAUGCACAUGUGCAUCGACCACCAUUCCGACCUGGUGAGCGUCACGGAUGCGUACCACCAGGCGUUCCUCACCGUCCUGGUCAACAGGCUGGCUGUCCCGCACUGGAUCGGACUUUACAGUCAAGACAGCGGUAUCAACUAUCAGUGGUCCGACGGCAGCGAUACGGUGUACACACACUGGGACUCGGCUGAAGACGACUCGGUGACAGGAGAGUGCGUGUACAUGGACGUGAGCGGAGGAUGGCGGCGAGCCGACUGUGAAAGUGCGCUGCCGGGGGCCGUGUGCCACGUUCCUCCACCAAAGAACAAAGCCUACGUCUCCAACGAGGCCGUGUGCCCGUCCACUUGGGUGAAGUUCAGACACGGUUGUUACAACUUCGAGUCUGCGCUGCAGAGACUGACUUUUGAGGAGGCGCGACAGCACUGCAGACACAAAGUCAACAUCUCAGACGUGCUGUCCAUCGAGAGCGAAGUGGAGAACCGCUUUGUUCUGGAGCAACUUUGGUCUUCAGGGUUCCUUCACCAGAGCAUGUGGUUGGGUCUUCACUUCAACAUGGACACAGACUCCAUGGCCUGGGUGGACGGCACACCUCUGGACUUCACCAGCUGGGCCAGCAGAGCUCCGGACUCCAGGCUGCUGACGGCCGACACCUGUGUCAGCACCCGGGCUGUGGACGGAGUGUGGCGCUUGUCUGGAUGCAGCGAGCGCCUCGGCUUCGUCUGCAAAACUACCUCAGAUGGAACCUCUGAGGUGGAGGUGGAACCUUUCAAUGGACUGCAUCACGGCGUCAUCCUCGCUGCUGUGCUGGUGGCGGUGCUGAUCUUCGCUGUGCUGGCGGGGGCCGCCUGGAUGGCCUACAGGAGAAACGGCGCACAUUUCCGGGGCCUCCCUGCGCUGAGCAGCGCGUACUACAGACAAGGCGGACCCCAGGCCGCAGAGUCGGACGGUAAUGUGCUGAUCACGGAGCUGGAAGAUCACGCGGGAUAGUUCGGCGCCAUCACAAAAGGUACCGCCCUGCUGCCGAAACCCGGGAUCGAACCAGGGACCUUUAGAUCUUCAGUCUAACGCUCUCCCAACUGAGCUAUUUCGGCACACUUGAUGGUACAAAAAUGUGAGGGAGGAGUCACACUUGAUGACAAAGAUGUGGGGGAGGAGUCACACUUGAUGACAAAGAUGUGGGGGAGGAGUCACACUUGAUGACAAAGAUGUGAGGGAGGAGUCAC